Molecule: messenger RNA, 1829 nt
Organism: Girardinichthys multiradiatus
Lineage: Eukaryota; Metazoa; Chordata; Actinopteri; Cyprinodontiformes; Goodeidae
Exons: 5
Coding region: 12-1607 (531 amino acids)
Source: RefSeq, a predicted model, not a curated record
CCUUGUUUAGGAUGGGGGCAAAGGGCAAAGCGGAGCUCCAGGACAACCUGAGGCUGUGGUACUACCCACCUCAGCCGAGUCCCCUCUACCACCAGGCACCUUCGCCAGACCGCUUCUUCGCCCAUCCACUACUCAUGUGGAUGCCAUACAAGUUGUGGAAGGUUAAGGUGGUCUGCCCCAAUCCUUCUUGUGGUGGGACUCAGUUGACUGGGGCAGGGCUUCACAAAAGGGCACGGCGGGUCCUGGAUGUUGACCGGAUUUACACCAUGGUCACUGAGACACUGACUUGUGCCAAGUGUAAAGCCUCACACGUGUCCUGGAGCCAAGCUGUCCUCCAACAGCUGGACUUGGCUCACAGGUCAGAAUUUCGGGUCAUCAUGACUCAAAAGUAUGCCUGUGACGUGCGGGUGAUUCGACUUCUGCGGGAGAGGGGCCUGGGCAACAGUCCCACGCGGGUGUUGAAACAGCUGAGGGAGAACCACACAGAGGAGUGGCUGCAACGGGUGUCACGGUACACCACAGAGUGUAUGGGCUUCCUCCAGGGCCCUGCACUGCUGCCUGUAACGUUCCCUGAGCCUCCACAGCUUGACGUUGUGCCGAGUUGCAAGUGGCUCCUGUCUGUGUACAGCCAGGACAUUUUGGCAAGGCUGGAGGACAUCAAGGCCCACAUAACCUCAACAUAUGGCUCCAUUCUUAAGAUGGACUCCACAAAAAAGAUCACAAAGAAGCUUGCUGGGACAGCAAAGAGAACGGCUCUCUGGCUCACCUCCGUGGGAAACGAGCAUGGCCAGAUUUUAAUCAGUGUCCUGACUGCUCAGGAGGGAGCUGGUUUAGACAGGAUGGCAAGUGACCUGGUGAAGAGGUACAAGAAGGCCGGUGUAGAUCUCCCUGUUGCUCUGUAUGUGGACUGCGGAUGCUGUGCUGAGGCAACAGAGACCACUAAGCUGCAGGCCAGAUUCAGCGGGUGGCCACAGCUUCUGGUAAGGCUGGAUAUUUGGCACUUCAUGCGGCGGCUUGCCCUCGGAUGCACCACCGAUGCCCAUCAGCUGUACCCACUUUAUAUGUCACGCAUGUCAGCGUGCAUUUUUGAAUGGGAUGCAGCUGAUUUAGCACUGCUGCGUGAAGCCAAGGCCCAGCAGCUUCAGGCCCAGGGACUGUCUUCCGCAGAUGUGGACAGGCAUCUGACCAGGGAGGAGUUAGCUCUCCACUGCCGACGGAGGACACGAGGAGUGACUACCACAGUCAAGCUGUUGGAGGAGCUGUUUGAUGUGCUCAUGGGGUCCCGUGGCAACGACUCCCUUGGUGUUCCUCUGUUUGAUCAGGAGAGGAUGGAGCACAUCUGGCGGGUGCAGAGGAGGCAUGUGAAGUGCAUCCAAGAUCCACUGGGUGUUGCUCUCUACACUAAAACCGGGGAGCUGACCAAGGGAGGUGUGCGGCUGCCGGUGUUUAGGUGUGCCCGAGGCUCAACUUCCUUGGAGUCUUUUCAUCUCCACCUCAACCGCUUCAUACCAGGGAGCAGUGCCAACAGCCUAAAUUUUCAGGUUUACCUGUUGGAAGGGCUGCAUAGGUGGAACCAGGACGUCUCCUCUGUGCUGCUACACGGGUGAUUUGCUGCAUUCUGUCAACAACAACUACGAGAAGCUGUUUGGCAGAAAGCUAGCACCCGAGUUCUGUCCACCCGCACGUUACACAGGCGAGCUCAUCGGACUGCAGUACCUGUUCCGGCAGACUGGUCAGGCACUGCAGGACAUGAACCCGGACUCAGAGGACACCGCUCGCUUGGUAGAAGAGCAUGAUGCGCUGGUCGAUGAGGAAGAUGAGGGCUUCUC